Messenger RNA from Closterium sp. Yama58-4, 1980 nucleotides. The record is from the annotation of a GenBank genome assembly. Lineage: Eukaryota; Viridiplantae; Streptophyta; Zygnematophyceae; Desmidiales; Closteriaceae.
AUGUCACACUCUUUGACACGCUGCCAGCUACUCACUUUCCCCCUUCACUUCACUCCCUGCAUAUUCUCUCUUCCCACCCAUCUCACCGCUCACCCCCUUCCAGCAGCCGCCCCACGCAAUCCCAUGGACCUGCUGCCGGCGUCUCUCUGGCACCGGGUGUUCCGCUGCCUGCUGCUGCCGCCCGGCUCCUCCCACCCCGACACCCCCCUCGUGCGCGGCAGAGAGAAGACGCCCUGGUAUCUCACCGCCACAUCACAGCCCCCAGCGGGCAGAAACCUGCCCAUGAAAUUUGUGGACCCUGACUUCUCAGCGGCCGGGCAGCACCGGAAGAACGUGAAGAGCUAUGGCAGCGGGUGGGCCCUGCUGUGCUGCGCCAUGGCCAGCAAAAAGCUCCUCAUCCUCGUCCUCUCCUUCUCCGUGAGUGCUGCUCUGCCUGCCCAGCACCCCAUCUCCUUGGUCUACAACGAUCUGCACCCUCAGGUCCCUCGCCUCACCUACACGCACAUCGUGCUCCUCCCCCACUUUCAUAGUCUCUCCUCCAUUCGCACCCAUCCAUCUCUGCACGCCCAGCACCCCAUCGCCUUGGUCUACAACGAUCUGCACCCGCAGUGGGAGAGGAGCGUUGCCUUCUUCCUGCACUGGCGCGGCCUCAGAUCCCUGGCCCUCACCUACACGCACAUCAUGCAGCUCCACACGCUCUGCUCGCAGGACCAAUGGCAGUUCUCCUCCCUCACCUCGCUCAGCCUCAAGCUGCGCGGCUGUGUGGACUCUGCCCAGCAGUUUGACACAGUCGAACAGGGCGUUAGGGAUGAGGUAGAGGAGGAAUACUGGACCCAGUACUUGGACUGUCCACGUCUGCAGCGGCUGAAGCUGGGCCGGGGCAAGUGGGUUCUACAAAACAGCUGGGCGGACGAGUUCAAGGCGCUGCGCAGUCUGACUCUCAAGCACGUGGACUGGAGUUACGUGGAUUUCAACCUCACGCUCUUCCUCACCCUCUCCCGCUCGCUCAAGGCCUUCUCAGCCGUGGCCAAACGCCUGGUCCUCUCCUGCAAGAGCAGCGCUCCUCUCUGUCUCGACCACCUCUCACUCUACGGCCAGGAGCGUCUCGUCAUCUCCUCCCUCCGCCUCGCAUUGGCCCGAGUGGCCUACCUCAACGGCCCUCCUAGAGACUGGCAUUCCCGCGAUGAUGCUUGUUCUUCCCACUGGGUCACCCCUGCUCCGUCCCCUGACUGGCAGAGCUCGCACCGCAGCAGCUCCCCUGAGUCCUCCUGGGUUCCAUGGCUGGGUGCUAUAGCGCGGACAGUGGAGGUGCUUAUAGUGAGGCAUGGGCUGCCUGUAGAGCAGGUGGGUGGGGAGUGGAGCUGCCUGCGCAGCCUUGGGAUUGUCGUGGAGAGUGAGGAGCAGUUUGAGGUGGAUUGGGAGGUUGAGAAGUGUGAGGAUGAUGGUGAGAAGGAGGUUACAGUGGAGGAGUUUCAAGAGCGGAAUCAAAGGCAGAGGAUUUUGCAGCAGCAGCAGCAGCAGCAGCGGCAGCAGCAACAGCAGCAGCCAUGGCGGCAACAGGCGGAGCAGGAGGAGGAGGAUGGGGAGGAGGAGGAGGGGGUGCAAGCAGGGAAACCCCCUCUUAUCAGGGCUCCGAACUUGCAAGCAAUCUUUGUCCCCACCCGCACAUGCGAGCAGCACACCCUUGCUUCCCUACGCGAAUCCUGUCCCUCCCUCGCCCUGUACUGCAUUGCAUGUCGUUCUUUCUACUGGGAAAAGCAUGGGAAGGAGCUGACCGAGAUCCCUGUGGUGCAUGUGAGGAAGGGGAGGAGCGGCGUUUCGAGCAACGGCUUUGGGGAGAAGCGGCCGAAGAAUGUGAGGGAGAAAAUGCAGAGUGUGAGUAGGGAGCUGGUUGAAGGGUACACUGUUGAUAAAGAUGAGGCUUAUAUGCUGAAAUUCAAAGGGGCCAUCUGGAGGGGUUAUUGUUUUUAUGGCGUCUAG